This is a messenger RNA of Trichosurus vulpecula (common brushtail), 2148 nucleotides long. RefSeq names its product cleavage stimulation factor subunit 3-like. Gene Ontology annotation, biological process: mRNA 3'-end processing. Gene Ontology annotation, cellular component: nucleus. Gene Ontology annotation, molecular function: protein binding; mRNA binding. The record is from RefSeq and is a predicted model, not a curated record. NCBI's taxonomy places the organism in Eukaryota, Metazoa, Chordata, Mammalia, Diprotodontia, Phalangeridae. The transcript has a single exon. Bases 1 to 2148 code for a protein of 715 amino acids.
AUGUCUGGCAAUGGAGCCACCAAGCAGGCUGCUGAAUAUGUCUCAGAAGGAGCGAAGAGAGCAGAACAGAAAUUAAAAAACAACCCAUUUGACCUUACUGCUUGGAGCGUUCUGAUUCGAGAGGCACAGAAUAAUCCUAUAGACAAAGCACGGAAGAUAUAUGAACGUCUUGUUACCCAGUUCCCUAGUUCUGGCAGAUUCUGGAAACUGUACAUUGAAGUGGAACUCAGAACUAAAAAUUAUGAUAACGUUGAAAAGUUAUUUCAGAGAUGUCUUUUAAAGGUUUUACAUAUUGAUUUGUGGAAGUGUUAUCUUUCAUAUAUCAGAGAAAAGAAGUCAAAACUACCCAGUUACGGAGAAAAAAUGGCACAAGCAUAUGACUUUUCUUUGGAUAAAAUUGGAAUGGAAUUUAUGUCUUUUCCGAUUUGGAUGGAUUACAUUAAUUUCUUGAAAAGCAUGGAAGCUGUUGGGUCUUAUGCAGAAAAUCAAAGAAUGGUAGCUAUCCGAAGAGUUUAUCAACAAGGUUGUGUUAGUCCUAUGAUCAAUAUUGAGCAACUUUGGAAGGAUUACAACAGAUACGAAGAAGGCAUCAACAUACAUCUAGCUAAGAAAGUGCUUGAAGAUAGGAGUAGAGAUUACAUGAAUGCGAGGCGUGUAGCAAAGGAAUAUGAAGCAAUGACGAGAGGUUUAGACCGCAAUGCUCCAGCAGUCCAUCCACAGAAUACUCCCCAAGAGGUUCAGCAAGUAGACUUGUGGAGGAAAUACAUACAGUGGGAAAAGAACAACCCUCUCCGCACACGAAACCAGAUGCUCGUAACAAGAAGAGUUAUGUUUGCAUAUGAGCAGUGCUUGCUAGUGCUAGGCCAUCACGCAGAUAUUUGGUAUGAAGCUGCCCAGUACCUGGAGCAGACCAGUAAGCUGCUGUGUGAAAAGGGGGAUAUGAGUAGUGCUAAAAUCUUUAGCAGUGAAGUUGCUAACAUAUAUGAGAGAGCUAUUAGCACUUUGCUGAAAAAAAAUAUGCUUCUUUAUUUUGCAUAUGCAGAUUAUGAAGAGGGUCGAAUGAAAUUCGAGAAGGUACAUGGCAUAUACAGUCGACUUCUGGCUAUUCAGGAUAUUGAUCCUACUCUGGCAUAUAUCCAGUAUAUGAAGUUUGCAAGGCGAGCAGAAGGCAUCAAAGCUGGAAGGAUGAUAUUUAAAAAAGCAAGACAGGAUACUAGAACACGUUAUCAUGUCUAUGUUGCUGCAGCAUUAAUGGAAUACUACUGUCAUAAGGAUAACUCAAUCGCCUUUAAUAUUUUUGAGCUGGGGUUAAAAAAAUAUGGGGAUGAUCCAGAAUAUAUAUUAGCCUAUAUUGACUACCUUUCUCACCAGAAUGAUGAAAAUAAGACACGAGUUUUGUUUGAACAAGUAUUGACCUCUGGAAAACUUCCACCUGAGAAAUCUGGAAAAAUUUGGGCCCAAUUACAAAUUUUUGAAAAUAACAAUGGUGAUCUAGCCAGUAUCCUGAAAGUGGAGAAAAGACGGUUCGCAGCAUUCCGAGAAGAUUAUGAACACAGAGAAACAACAUUACUGGUUGAUAGGUACAAAGUCAUGGAUUUAUAUCCCUGCUCUGCAAAUGAACUGAAGGCUCUUGGCUAUGAGGACAUCUCUCACAACAAGCUAACAACCAUUGUUCCUGACCCUGUGGCAACUCCUUCCAGACUGCCUGUCUUUAAAGAGCAAGUGGAUAGAAAACCUAAAUACCCCAGGCCAGACAUCCAACAGAUGAUCCCCUUUCUGCCAAGAUAUUUAGCACCCCCAGCCUCACACCCUGUGCCUGGUGGAGUUUUUCCAGUACCACCUGCUGCUUUAGGUUUAAUGAAACUCCUCCCUCCUCCCGUCUGUUUCCAGGGUCCUUUUGUGCAAGUGGAUGUAUUGAUGGAUAUUUUCAGAAGAUGCACGAUCCCAAGUUCUGUCGAAGAAGCUGUGAGUAUCAUUACUGGAGGAAUACAAGAUCAAGCCGUAGGAGGGAACGACCCCAUAGAAAGCAACGUUGUGCUCCACGGAGGGGUCAAACGACCCAGUGACCAUUCAGAAGAGGUCGAAAAGAAAAAAGGCAGAGUGACGCCGCCCAUCGAUGACAUCUGUGGAGCCAGACAACACAAGUGA